Phlebotomus papatasi is the source of this 2696-nucleotide messenger RNA. RefSeq names its product C-mannosyltransferase dpy-19 homolog. Lineage: Eukaryota; Metazoa; Arthropoda; Insecta; Diptera; Psychodidae. Gene Ontology annotation, molecular function: mannosyltransferase activity. Gene Ontology annotation, cellular component: nuclear inner membrane. The transcript is spliced from 5 exons. Bases 1 to 2433 code for a protein of 810 amino acids. The record is from RefSeq and is a predicted model, not a curated record.
AUGACAAGGACAUUGGAGAAGAGACUAAAGAUUCUUAUUAUACUCUCACACACCUUCCUAGGCAUGGGAUUGCUUUUUCUGCAAAUCUAUCAUGUCAGAACGGUCUUUGAGGUCAAGACAAAUUUCAGUCAUUUGUCAAAACUCGAGAGGGAGACGCUCUUUUCAUCCGAACAUGGAUUGUAUUAUUCCUUUUACAAGAGACUCGCUGAAGCAAAGUCCUUCUCUGGGGGCCUUGAGAGGCUCAUUCAUGACAAUCUCACCGAAUACCCCAGUACUAUUAAUUCCAUCCACAAAUUUCACAUAUAUCCAGAAAUCUUGGCAGCAUUCCUGUACAAGCAGUACGUCAAUCUCACAUCGUACAUGGGUGUCAGCUCAAGGACAUGCUGGACAUCACUGAGAAGUCACGAAAUGACUUCUCACAUGAACUGUGAGAGCCUAGGAGAACCGAUACAUUUCUACUUGGAAUUUAUCUGGUGGACAGCCGGUCUUACAGUUUUCUUCUUGUACCUCUUCGGAACAUACCUCAGUAAUCACGUAUUCAGUGGCAUUGCCACUGUCAUCUACUAUUUUGUCCUCCAUGAGAAUGCAAGUCGAGUGGCAGAAUUCCCACUGGCCAGGGAAAAUUUUGCCAUAUUGUUCAUCGUCUGGCAGAUGUUUUACCUCACAAUGUGCAUCGCCAGGCUCAACAUAAAAACAGUCCAGUGGAAUGCUACUAGGAUUCUCACUCAGAACUACAUUAUGAUCAUCAAAUUGGCUCUCUUGACAGCAGCUGCUCAUAUGUCUUGGCAAUUUUCAGCUGCAAUCUUUGCCACUCAGACCAUCGUGAUCUUCGUGAUGGUUGAACUUGAGUGGUUGCCACAGGAAUUUGUCCUGAAUUACUCACUCGCUCAUGUUCUGGCCAAUAUUUCUUGUUACUAUGCCAUGUUUGGCAAUCGCUACUUCUUCCUCUCUAUCAAUCAUUCCCUAAUUGUAGCCUUGAUCUUCUUUCUGCUGUUCCGCAAUAUGGAACGUGGUGAAGUUCAAAUGAGCAAACCGAAAAGAUUUCUCCAUGAUCUAUGCUUCUUCAUUAGCAUCACGUAUUUUGUCUCAGAUAUCACAGAUCGAAUGAGUGCAUCAUCCAGAAAGGAUUCCAGUGAAGAUAUCAAUGGUCACUUUAUCAAUCUUUUUCUCACGAAAUUUGGCCUAAAGUUGCCUAACUUGGUGGAAUUGCUCUAUCUCUGCAAUUCUUCCUAUGCCUUCCUGGACACAGACACCAUUGUUCAGUAUGUUACAGUGUUUGCACCUAAAAUUGUUCCGGUGCUACUGACGCUGUUUGCUGUGAAAUUUUGUUUGGGCAGGAAAAGGGGACAACGUCCGGGAGCUGAGGCUAUUGAGAGGGCUAAAAAUUACGUCACUGAGGAUUUUAUGGAAGAGAAUCUCGUGACAAUGGAAAAUUUGUCAAAUCCCAAGACAACAGCUGAACUCAAAGCUUGCUUGGAUUUGCUAGAAAAGUGUGACUAUGAUUAUGAACGCUAUAAAAUUGAAAAGGCUAAGAUUAAUCCAAAGAAUGAGGAGAAAAAGAUGUUUCUCUGGGAUGUGGAGAAGUUGAAGAGUGAGGGAAAGAGAAAUUCUGGAGAAACAGGUGGAAAAAAGGCCACUGCAAAGAGCAAAAUGCCCGAAGAAGAGCCGAAAACAAAGCCUGAUACUCCAGCAAAGCCACCUGGGACUCAAUUGGAUACUUUCUAUGUGUACAAUUUACUUCAGGCUAUGUUCUUCCUGUACUUUGCCUUGACAGUGGCCAAGCUGAAAUUUAUCUUGUCGCCAUUUAUUUGUCUCAAUGCAGCCAGUCUUCCACCCAGGAGGUGGUUUUUGGAUGGGACAAUACGCAUUUACUGGGUACUGACCCUCAUUCCACUCAUAAGUAGCAUUAUCUAUCCGGGACUGAGGAAUAUGCAGGAACAGUAUAGUCCAACAUCUGUGGACAAUUAUGAACUGGAGGAGCUACUGGAGUGGAUAAAUCACAAUACAGAGACAAAUGCAGUGUUUGCUGGACCAAUGGAUAUUACUCCAAUGGUUCUGGUGGCCACAAAACGGCCCAUUGUCAAUCAUCCGCACACGGAAUUUCUAGACAUGAAGGAACGCACGAGGAUUGUCUAUGCCAUCUAUGGGAAGCAACAAUCUGCUGAGAUUUACAAUGAACUGGCUAAGCUGAAAGUGCAGUAUGUGAUUCUGUCCAGAAAGGAUUGUUUCCUGUACACGAGUAAUGGCUGCAAAAUGUCUGAGAUUUGGGAUUAUUUGAUCCCAGAAGCCAAGAACAACCCACGCUUCUGCGCAGAUCUCUUUCAGGCGUCUGUUCCAAAUUUCCUUAAAGCCUUCAUCAACAAGAAAUUCCUCAUUCUGCAGAUCUUCUCGACGGUUCAACUUGAGCUAAAUCGCAAGAAGGUCAUCAUUUGAGAGACUUUUGUGUGUAAUGAUUUAUUUUAGGUUUUGACUCCUCUCUUCUCGGUAUACAUCAGUCAGAGAGAGAGAGCCCCAGAGACAAUUGCGAACGGGGCUCGGGGGCGGAUGUGUGUGAAAUAAUGUGUGUACGUUUGAUAACAAGACGAUAAUAAGUUCACAGGGUGAAUGCAAAUCUCAGAAUUGUUUUUGGACAUUUUUUUUCUAGUGAUUAGGAAAGUGAAAUUUGCAAUGUAAAUAAAUUAAUUUGCUUCAGUGAA